AUGACACCGUAUCGUAUCAAGUCUGUCCAAUUUCUCGCAAUGACUGGACCUCUCGAUUAUAAAUUCAUCUUCAGAUCGCCAAAGCUGUCCUACACGGAUAACGUAUUCAUCUUAUCGUUCCAAGAUCGCGUAUGGUUGUCGAUCGGAGGGAUGGUCCUGCUCGCAGCCACGCUGCAGCUCAUUAUCACACGCUUCGAUGAACAACUGGAAUCCAAUUACCCGGAUGAUGCCGAGCAGAUCGGGUUCAGCGAAACUGUGUUGAGCAUGAUCGGAAUCGCCAGUCAACAGGAAGCGCUGGUCCGAUUGGAAUCGGUUUCGUCCCGUACGUUGAACAUUGUCAUGUUGAUCAGUUUGAUGUUUCUGUACAUCAGUUUUUCGGCAAACAUUGUGGCACUGAUCCAGUCGCCUUCGACCAGGGUUCGAACACUCGGGGAUCUGAUGCGGUGGAAAUUCGACCUAACGGCGCAGGACAAUGCCAUCAAUAGGAUGGUUAUGAUGAACGACACUGAUCCCCUAAGACAUGCGGUCUAUGCAAAAAUUCAACAAUCCAAUGGACUCAUUUCCGUUGCUAAUGGAACCGAACGAAUACGGCGAGGACUCGCCGCAUUCCACGGUGACACGGAUCAGAUCUAUCGCUAUAUGAUUGAACACUACAGCGAGGACGAGAAGUGUAAUUUAAAUGAAAUAAACGCUAUACAACCACUACAUGGAUACUACAGUGUGGCGAAGGAUUCACCACUUAUGGAACACGUGAAAUACGGCCUCUUAAAAGUACGUGAGCUGGGAUUCCUGCAGAAGCAAAUCGCCAUUCACUAUCAACGGAAGCCACCCUGCAUCGGAGACAAUUUAUUCGCUCCUGUUUCCAUGAUCGAUGCCAUUUUCACCAUCCAACUGAUGGGAUGGGCUCUGAUAAUUACGACCGGUAUUUUUGUACUGGAAAUUACCUGGAAGCGGUUCGGCAUACGAUCACUUGCCCGAGAGUGGAUAAAGCGGAAAAUCCCGGACCAAUGACGGUAGACAAACGUCUGGUAGCUACGACAGAUCCAGUUUUAAUUCAACAUGCGAGCAAUGCAGAUCGAUAGCAAAAAUGUCUUGCACCGAAAGCGAUAUGAAUCGGCUAUAUAGAAUGGUGAACAACUCGUACCUGGCCGACGUUAAAUUUCUGGUGGGCAGCUCAAG
This is a messenger RNA of Armigeres subalbatus, 1179 nucleotides long. RefSeq lists its product as uncharacterized. The coding region runs from base 1 to 1011 and encodes 336 amino acids. The transcript is spliced from 4 exons. Gene Ontology annotation, molecular function: ligand-gated monoatomic ion channel activity. Lineage: Eukaryota; Metazoa; Arthropoda; Insecta; Diptera; Culicidae. The record is from RefSeq and is a predicted model, not a curated record. Gene Ontology annotation, cellular component: membrane.